AUGGCCGGAAUCCAGUUGCCGCUCUUUGCGAGGGCGAGUGUGCGCAGGGAGUGCAAGUCUAGCUGCGAGACAAUGUUUUACAAUAUGGACAAGAGUCACAUUCAACAGACAAGACCUUUGGACUUGUCCUUGUACUACCUUUUGAGGAGACUUCCCUCCGGCUUUGACCCCCAAAGCACGACAUGUUGUGGGGAGUGGAUUCCAAGUGCUGCCUUUUCGUUUUCUUUGAUGGCCAAGGCCAGACCUGAGUCGUUGCCUCGCGGUGCUCGCGUCUGGCUGUUCUGCAAAACUCCACGCCUGCAUGCCCAGAACGAAGGCGAAAGCGGCACUAACACACAGCCGACGAGGCCCAAUUCUAUUUGUUAG
Molecule: messenger RNA, 366 nt
Organism: Sporothrix schenckii 1099-18
Lineage: Eukaryota; Fungi; Ascomycota; Sordariomycetes; Ophiostomatales; Ophiostomataceae
Exons: 1
Coding region: 1-366 (121 amino acids)
Source: RefSeq, a predicted model, not a curated record